AUGCCUUUCUUCCCAAUGGGUACCGGGAUUCAAGCAGAAAAUGACACAAACACCGUGUCCGGCGCAGUGCCACUAUCCCCCGCGACGCAGGUCAAAAACCGUCGGAAACGCUACCUGGAUACCCACCCGGAGUAUUUCUCUGCUGAUCUCGAGCUAGCCGCCACCUCGAGUCUCAAGAACUUACGCUUGCUACUAUCCCAAAUCACCUCGAAAUACACCCCGCAAGUACCUAUAACAAUGCCACACCUCACCAUCCAAGACGAAAUAAAGAAACUACGCUGCUCAGACAGCCCGACAGUAACCCGGUCACCGUCACCCAAGAAGACGGAAAAAUACAUAGUCCAAAAGCUCAGAAAACAGUUUGAGCUGACAAAGGACACCAUCGGCGAUGGUAGCUUCUCCAGAGUCAAGAUCGUGCAUAGGAAAGAGCAGGGCACGCUUGUUAAGUACGCGGCCAAGUUCCUCAACAGGGAGGCUAAGGUGUCCGAGCAGUUAUAUGAAGAACGGGCUUGGAAGGAGUUCGAUAUCGCCAGGAACCUGCAUCAUCCGAAUAUCGCGGAGGUUAUUAGCCUCUGCAGACAUAACCCUCACCUGGUCUUUGUUAUGGAGCACUGCCAACAUGGCGAUCUUUGUGACCUAAUGGCAAAGGCCACUCUUCGCCAUGGGGCCAAAAAGUGCUUCUUUAAGCAAAUGCUCAGGGGUGUUGCAUACAUGCAUAGCCAUGGUAUCGCACACCAUGAUAUUAAACCGGAGAACUUGGUCCUGGCCGAUGAUAACGUCCUCAAGCUUAUCGACUUUGGGCUCUCCGAGGUCUUUGCUGACCUCCUCCCCCCCGACAGCAAAGGGGAAAGAAAACUUGGCCCGGUCCGUGAGUUCCCCGCUCGUCUCUAUGGUACGCCCGCCUAUCUUCCGCCAGAGCUAUUUCAGGGUGUCUACUCCUACGACGCCCGCGCCCUCGAUGUGUGGAGCUGCGCCAUAACCGCCUUCGCCAUAUUCGCUGGCGACGUACCCUGGGACCUAGCCGACGAUGAAGACAAAUCCUACCAAGCCUUUCGCGGAAGCUGGCAGUACCUCCUCGAAGAAUACCCCGACCUACCUGUAACAGCGGACAACUUCCCGCUUACAACUUUCGCCAAGGCCCUGCCGGAGAAGGAGCUUGCGACCCUCCUCCUCCGGAUGCUACACCCGUUCCCGGAAAAGCGAAUGACAAUUUUGGAAGUGUUGGAGGAUCCUUGGGUUCAGGCUAUUGAGUGCUGCAGCCCCGAGUCCAACCACUCGUCGACGGUUCGGGGUGAUAAGGAUUGUGGCAUCCCCAAGAUGCAUGAUCACCGUCCCCUGACGGACGAGCUGGCUUCCAACUCUGACUAG
Molecule: messenger RNA, 1368 nt
Organism: Aspergillus oryzae RIB40
Lineage: Eukaryota; Fungi; Ascomycota; Eurotiomycetes; Eurotiales; Aspergillaceae
Product: serine/threonine-protein kinase
Exons: 3
Coding region: 1-1368 (455 amino acids)
Biological process (GO): intracellular signal transduction; protein phosphorylation; intracellular monoatomic cation homeostasis
Molecular function (GO): protein serine/threonine kinase activity; ATP binding
Source: RefSeq, a predicted model, not a curated record